ACGUCCACAUCGAUUAUUUUUAGAAAUCGAUAUUUCUUUCUAGGCCAGUUUUCAUUCUAAGUAUACGCUUUCUAGAAUGAAUAUAUGCAAUUAUUAUAGUGUAAUUUUAGUAUUGUUUAAUAUAUUUACAAGUGCAAUGUCAAUAGAUUGCUUCAAAUGUAUAUCGGUAAAUAGAGAUUUUCUUGCGUGCGAGGAUCCAUUUCACAAUAAUUUUACUAGUGAUAUUUAUGAAUCUCCAUGUAUGGGUGGAAGAAAAGGAAGGGAAGGCUUUUUUCCCGCCACUUCUUGUGUGAAAAUAACUGGCGUAUUUGAUGAUAACCAAACAUCAAUUACCAUAAGAGGGUGUGCUUUAGAUAGUGGUACAUUAACAACUGACACUGAAAUUGUCCGCAUGUCGCAUUGUGGGAGCUUUUACUAUUCGAAUAGGUAUGUCAAAGGAUGUGUUCAAAGCUGCAAUGAUGCUGACGGUUGUAACUCAGCAAAUAAAAAUCCUUAUGCACAUUAUUCAGGAUUUUCAGUAGUGAUUCCUUAUAUUAUUUUAAAUAUAAUUUUUACAUGAGAUUUAAAAUUAUAGCAACAUUCUCAAUUGUAUAAAGUACACCAAAUACCUUACAACCUGUUUUGGAACGAUUUGAAAAAAGUCUAACGCCUCAAUGUGAUAAUAUGCAUUUUAAACAAAUCAUCACAAUGUUUCAUUUUCUAUAUUUAUUUAUUUAGAACGAAAGCAUAUGGUUUGAUUAGAGUUACUAGCAUGUGACGUAGAUGUUUUUAAUGUUAUUGACUGCGUAGGUGCUCGAGUGCUCCAGCACCCACGAGAGAAAAACAGUGGAUACGGAGCACCCACGAGCAUAAGCAUCCAAACCAAUCAGUUUGGCAACUUUAAGCGACACUUAUCUUAUCCACCACAAGGCAAGAGGUCGCCCAAAAACUGUAGAAAGUUCUUUGGUACAUGCAUGAUUCGCAUUAUACUUUGGUAGUUUUUCGAAGAAAUCAAUUUCAAGAGUUCUAAGUAAGUUUCCUCGUCCAUUCUUAGAUAGUUAACCAAUUCUGCUUUUCAAAUUUUAAACCAUCCACGGCUAUGCUCAUAUCUAACAAUACUGUAUUCAUAUCCACGUUGGCUUAUGGUCAAUCAAUUUAGCUGGCUAAGUAUAUGAAAUGUGCUAUGUGAUUUGAAAGCUCGUUGUUUAUAUUUAUUUUCGGGAAUUUUUAGUUUUAACUAAAAAAAAUAAACUUGUUGAUCGGGACCCUAAACUGCCCCGAGUUUUUAGCUUGGUUCCUUUUGUAUCUAUAUAAAAUACAGUAACUGUGUGUGUCUGUUUUACUACCCUUACACGAUUGUAAUGGGCAUAAUUAAUAUUUUCACAAAUUGGUAUCUGUAUUAAAAACUUUUAUUACUGCAUAACUCAAAUUAAUAGAAGUGUAGGUAUGUUACACACGUAUAAAAUGUAAUAAAUACAACAAUCUGGAAAUUUUGCUACCCGGCGCCCCUGUUAUUGACUAAAAAUAUAUCAAAAUUCACCACAAUACACCAAAACACUGUUUUAAACGAAUGUUUAAAAACAUAGACAUCCAAUGAUGCGCGUUUCGCUAACCAUGUUAGAAUUAUCAUCAGCUGAUUAAAACUGUUAACAGUAACUAACAUGGUUAGCGUAACGCGCGUCCAGUGUAUAAAAUAGUGUUUAGGCGUAUUUUGAUGAAUUAGUGUUUUAUUUUGCUGUUGUAACACCAAAGGUUCCAACCCCUGACUGUAAUAACUUAAUAAUUAUUCUAAAUUGAAUUAUAUUCCUAAAAGUUCAUUGAACACAAUUUAUCUCUAUACAAAUGUGCGUAGUUUGUCCGCUAUAGGGCAUCAAACUUUAAAAAAAUAAACACAUUUUUUUUCAGAUAUUUUAAAAACCGUUAUUCCGAUUUGAAUGAGAUGUUUUGCUAAGUGCUCUAAUAUUUGGCUUUCAUAAAUUCUUGCUUCUGUCGGUGGAGUUGAAAAAUAUUUAUAUUAAAAUUUAUGUAGGAGUGGUGGUAGUUUUCACUCUUCACUUACCUUUUCUUGAUUUUUGUGAAAGUCAAAUAUUAGAGCACUUAGCAAACCAUAGACACCCAAAAUCUCAUUCAAAUAACGGUUUUUAAAUAUCUGAAAAAAUGUGUUUAUUUUUUAAAAGUUUGAUGCCCUCUAGCGGACAAACGAAGCACUUUUGUAUAGAAGUAAAUUGUGUUCAAUGGACUAUUUUGAUUCCAUAAAUACGUAGUAAUUCGAUGUCCACGGAAUACUGGGACACCCUGUAUAUAAUGUUAAAAAAAGAUGCAUAUAUAGUAUAGUAAACGCCACGAAUGUUUGGGAGU
Messenger RNA from Sitophilus oryzae (rice weevil), 2337 nucleotides. RefSeq lists its product as uncharacterized. The record is from RefSeq and is a predicted model, not a curated record. The transcript has 4 exons. Lineage: Eukaryota; Metazoa; Arthropoda; Insecta; Coleoptera; Curculionidae. The coding region runs from base 77 to 559 and encodes 160 amino acids.